Messenger RNA from Hypomesus transpacificus, 2684 nucleotides. RefSeq names its product ubiquitin conjugating enzyme E2 M (gene ube2m). The coding region runs from base 440 to 997 and encodes 185 amino acids. The transcript is spliced from 6 exons. NCBI's taxonomy places the organism in Eukaryota, Metazoa, Chordata, Actinopteri, Osmeriformes, Osmeridae. The record is from RefSeq and is a predicted model, not a curated record.
GGUGCACCUGCCAGACAAGCAGUCUUCACCGUCAACAUCAGUGAAAUUCCGUGCAACUCUAUCAUCAUCCACUGAUUUGAGGGAAGUCACUUACAAACCUCUUAUACCUCAGCAUUUCAGCUCUGUUGAAUUGACACAUUGUUAAUCAAUGUGCCUUCACAUCAUCGUACUCAAACUGUAGCCUACCUAUAUUUUUGAACUCCUUCCCCACCCUCUGCUGGUAGCUUGGCCUCGCACACAGCACCCUGAUUCACGCAGUGCUAACGAGGCUAGCAGCUCUUCCGAUACUGUGGCAGAGACGCACCGGCUCCAACAACAUAGCUAACGGUGCUCUAGUCAUUGGGCUCCUUCAACAUUGAAGCCGAAAGAGGAAAAAAAAAACAAUAACAUACAAUCGAAGGAAGUGAGAUAUAGAUAUCCAAUAAACAAAUAAGUGAAGAUGAUUAAGCUCUUUUCUCUGAAGCAGCAGAAGAAAGACGAGGAAUCUGCGGGAGGAAACAGAACAGGAGCCGGGGGUAAAAAACUAAGCGCGGCCCAGCUUCGAGUACAGAAAGAUAUCAAUGAGCUAAAUCUGCCAAAAACAUGUGAGAUUGACUUUCCUGACGAAGAUGACCUGCUCAACUUCAGACUCAUCAUCUCCCCAGAUGAGGGUUUUUACAAGGGUGGCAAGUUUGUCUUCAGCUUUAAGGUAGGACAAGGCUACCCCCACGACCCACCCAAGGUGAAGUGUGAGACGAUGGUGUACCAUCCCAACAUCGACCUGGAAGGAAAUGUCUGCCUCAAUAUCUUAAGAGAGGACUGGAAGCCUGUGUUGACAAUAAACUCGAUCAUAUAUGGACUACAGUAUCUAUUUCUAGAGCCCAACCCAGAGGACCCGUUGAAUAAGGAGGCAGCGGAGGUGUUGCAGACGAACCGGCGGUUGUUUGAGCAGAACGUGCAGAGGUCCCUGCGGGGGGGCUACGUGGGGGCCACCUACUUUGAGCGGUGUCUGAAGUAGCUCCUCUCCCAAGAUGCUUUUCAGUUUUUUUUCCCCCCCCGAGACGCUUUACCGUUUACACGCGCGGAGACACUGACCGACUCACUGACUGGAGUGGACGUUGGGGGGGCGGGGGCCGGGUUGGGGCGGGGGGAGGGAGGGUGGAAUAGCGUCCAGAGGAAUGGGAGGCAGAUGUGAUGGUCAGUGAAUGUUGCUCGGAGAAUCGAUAAACCGGUAAAUGCCACUAUGCUGAUGAUGAUGAUGAUGAUGAUGAUGAUGAUGCCCACCAGAGUUUUUUGUUUUGUUGCAAAGAUAAGACAUGCCUACUGAUCCAUCCACCUCUAGACAGACAGACAGACAGACAAACAGACACCUACAAACUCGACUCAGCACGAAAGAACCGCUGGUGUUUACGUACGCUACAACAUUCAGCAAGAGCCUUGCAGCAUGGAAGCCCUCAGUACAACUGACGGCACAUAGUGUGACGGCUGAACUGAACAUGAACACAUGCUCAUACUAUCUGAAGUGGGGCAUAAGCUUCUAAGUGAACACGUAUUUCAGGUACAUAUACCUACCCCAGCAUAAACCCAUGCUAUAGAAGGACAAGGGCAGUAGACAGACUGACUAAGGACAGAGAUGGAUCAGUCAUUUGCAGGCAGGGCUGUUGUGGGAUAGGGGAGAAUUUCUUUUUUUAUUUUAAUCGUUUUGGUGGGGAGGGGGGAGGGGGGUAGAUUUACAUGGAGUGGGUGAGGGGGGCUUAAAAUGUUACAAUUCUAUUGUGUAUAUUGAAAUCCCAGCUGUUCACAUUGACUGCAAUAUGAAUUAUGUUAAAUAAAAUAUUAACUUGAAGGAUUAUAAUUAUUGCAAUAUCAAUACCCCAAAGGUACAUUUCAUCAAACUCUUUCCAGGUUUUUAGAUGCAGGAAAACAUGGUAAGGUUGUUCUUAAACCACAAGGGUAACUAUAGUUCAUGAAGUAUGUUUUUUAUUGGCUAGUUGUUGGUUUGGGCCACCUGAUAUCGUGGAAUUGAAAUGGGACAAGUUGUCAACAGCAUGUGGGCCCGUCGGUUCUCAGGUUGAACCAUGUACGUCUGAGUCAUGGCAUCACAGCCACUGCUAAUGAGACAGACAUGAACAUAUUACCCAGAUUAAUGAUCUCCAACACCUUUCUGACCACAGCAGGUAAGUUGUGUUUUAGUACCAUAGAAGUCAAGAAUGUAGAGUACCUAUGACAGUGUGCUGCAGCGCCCUCUGGUGGUUGGAGAGAGUUAGCGUCCUACAUCUGGACUGCUCCUUUUGCUGGUCUGCUCUGAGUGAUGGACCACAGACGCAUCGAUUUCUGUAUUCAAGUUCAAAUAUACAUUCACAGAUAAAACACUGUAGCAUUUUGAACACACGAGCGUUGUAUAAUAAGAUGUAAAUCGAUCCUGUAAGGGUGACGUUCCAAUAGCAAGAGGGGUAAGUAGUCAAGAUUAGUAUCAAAUGUUGUUGUUAUUGUACAAAUCUUUAUUAGUGACAUAUUACACAUGUAUUCUUUUAAAACAUACAUUAAGGUUAUACAAUAGAGAUGGGAACCUAUACAUUACACACAUAAAAACAAGCAUAACAUGAUUAAAAUAAUAAAUGUGUCUACAAUCAGUAGGAUGAAUGUGCCAGCUGGGAAGAUAUUUCAAGAGGAACUAUCCCCCCCCCCAAAAAAAACAUGAAAAA